AUGUCUCAGCCAGUGGACUGGCGACGCCGCCCUAUAGCAGGAGGACACUUGUUGCAGGGCGCGCCGUUCACGUGGCGGUGGGUGCGCGCCUGGUGCGCGGCGUGGUGGAGCUCCAGCCGCGAGGAGGAGUGCGCGCCCGACCUGGAGGACACGCCCAGCGACAUGGGCUACGCCACGCCCGUCAGCGUCGAGACGCCGCUGCAGUCCAGCGUGUCGCGCUGCACCUCGCUCAACGUCAUCCGAGACCCCUUCAGCGCGGUGCACACGCCCACGCGCCACGGCCACGCCCACGCCGGCCGCCUCGCCGCGCGCUCCGUCUCCAGCGACUCGGUUUACACGAUCUUGAUACGGCUGCCGCCGGACUCGGCGAGCUGCGACUCGACGGCGGACCAGCCGUCCAUCAAGAUGAUCGCGGACGACGCGGCGGCGGCGGCGGCGACGCUGACGCCGCUGCGGGGGCGGGCGGCGGCGGCGCGCGCCGACAGCGGCGACUACUCGCUGAGCCUGCACCCCGCGGGCGCGCCCACGGCCUUCCCGUCGCCCGCCGCGGCGCGCCGCCCCUCGCACAUGCCCGACAUCCGCAUUCCGCUCAACGCCAAGAUCAUCCCCAAGCAGCUGGCGCCCGGCUCCAAGGCGCUGCUCACCAACGCGGGCCCAAAGCUGCAGCAGCACCCCAAGAAGAAGAAGAAGACGCAGGAGAAGAAGGCCGACAAGAAGGCGGCCAAGACGCUCUCCGCCAUCCUGCUCACCUUCAUCAUCACGUGGACGCCGUACAACAUUCUAGUCCUGCUCAAGCCUCUGACCGCUUGCACCGGGUGCAUACCGGAAGAAUUGUGGGAUUUUUUCUACUACUUGUGUUACAUCAACAGCACCAUCAACCCCGUGUGCUACGCUCUCUGCAACGCGUCCUUCCGGCGCACCUACGUCCGUAUUCUGACGUGUAAAUGGCACAACCGCAACCGGUGCGCAAUGAAUCGCGGAUUCUACAACUGAUAGGAGCCGAACAGGGAGGCGCUCCAGAUGCGCACUCCCGU
Molecule: messenger RNA, 1034 nt
Organism: Schistocerca piceifrons (Central American locust)
Lineage: Eukaryota; Metazoa; Arthropoda; Insecta; Orthoptera; Acrididae
Gene: mAChR-A
Product: muscarinic acetylcholine receptor DM1
Exons: 4
Coding region: 1-993 (330 amino acids)
Biological process (GO): adenylate cyclase-inhibiting G protein-coupled acetylcholine receptor signaling pathway; G protein-coupled receptor signaling pathway, coupled to cyclic nucleotide second messenger; chemical synaptic transmission
Cellular component (GO): dendrite; synapse; membrane
Molecular function (GO): G protein-coupled serotonin receptor activity; G protein-coupled acetylcholine receptor activity
Source: RefSeq, a predicted model, not a curated record